Molecule: messenger RNA, 723 nt
Organism: Wickerhamiella sorbophila
Lineage: Eukaryota; Fungi; Ascomycota; Dipodascomycetes; Dipodascales; Trichomonascaceae
Product: CAAX prenyl protease 2
Exons: 1
Coding region: 1-723 (240 amino acids)
Biological process (GO): CAAX-box protein processing
Cellular component (GO): endoplasmic reticulum membrane
Molecular function (GO): metalloendopeptidase activity
Source: RefSeq, a predicted model, not a curated record
AUGGUGGUUCGUCUUCUUUCGAGUGCGUUUGCUACAUUUUAUUGGAUUGGGAUUUAUAUUAAACCCAAAGAAGGCCUCCGAGAUGAUCCGGCUGUUAUUAAAAACACGAUGGUUAGAAUUGUGACCUCAACUACGGUAGCCAUUGCAUUAGGACCAUUUGCAGCUCAAACACUGAUUGGCGGCGAUUAUUGGCAAAAUUUCAAUUUAAUGGGGCUCCAGAUGAGUCCAAAAGGAGUUGCAAUUGCUUUGGGGUUGACAAUGACCCUGUUCAGCGGCCCCAUAAUCCGCAACGGUAUCCCUCGCCCAGAGUGGUCAUGGCCAGACCUGCGAGAUUAUCUGUUCGGGCCGUUGACUGAAGAAUUGGUGUAUCGGUCAGUUAUUAUUUCGUUUUACAAACAGGCAGGGCUUUCUCAAACUAGGAUGAUUUGGGAAACCCCACUAUACUUUGGGCUAGCUCACAUGCAUCAUGCGCUGAGAAAGUACCGUCAAGGAGUGCCACUGAGAGAAUGCAUUAUUCCGGCAAUCGCUCAGCUAGCAAUGACAACUUUAUUCGGAGCAUAUGCAUCCAAACUUUUCCUCUCGCUUGGUAGUGUAUGGCCAAUCGUGGCAGCACACGUUUUCUGCAACCUCAUGGGUCCCCCUGAUAUUGAUGGACCUUGGUGGUAUAGGACGCUAUUGAUAGGCGGAUUAUCAACUUUUGCGUACGGACUUACCAAGUUAUAG